AUGCCGUCGCGCAAGAAGAACGCCGGCAGCGGCGCGGCGUGGCGGCGGAACAGCGACGAGUCCGUCUCCCCGAGGUGCGUCCUCGACGACGGCUACACGACGAGCACCAGCAGCGCGGGAGCAACGACGGCGGCGGACAUGGCGUCUCCGGCCGUCACGGCGACGUACACGGACCCGUCGACGACGUCGCUGCCGAAUAAGCUGGCACAGUCGACAGCGGCGCGGCAGGACGGGGUGCCGGCGGCGGCGUGGAAGGCGGUGGCGGAGGCGUGGCGAUCCCGCGCCAAGCGCCAGCUCUCCGGCCGCAUCAUCCCUCCGCUCGUCCCCGCGAUGUCGUCGACGCUCCGGCGCCUCAGCCUCCGCCGCCCCGACGGCGACCGCGCAGCCGCCGCCGGCGAGGCGCACGAGUUCUGCGUCCUCAAGCCCACCCUCCGCACCUUCACCCUCGCGGAGCUCAAGAAGGCGACCCGCAACUUCAGCAAGGAGAACGUGGUGGGCCGGGGCGGGUUCGCCAAGGUCUACCGGGGCAGCCUCCCGGGGGGCGAGCUGGUGGCGGUGAAGAAGCUGACGCCGGCGGCGGAGGGCGGCGACCGGGUGGAGGGGUUCCUGGCGGAGCUGGGCCACGUGGUGAACGUGAGCCACCCCAACAUCGCCAGGCUCGUCGGCGUCGGGGUCGACGGCGGGGAGCACCUCGUGCUCCCGUUCUCCCGGCUCGGGUGCCUCUCCGGGAUGCUCCACGGCGGCUGCGGCGGCGGCGCGGAGCCGAUGCCGUGGGAGGCGAGGUACAGGGUGGCCGUGGGCACGGCGCGCGGGCUCGAGUACCUGCACGAGAGGUGCGCCAGGAGGAUCGUGCACCGCGACAUCAAGCCCGCCAACAUCCUCCUCAUGGACAACUACGAGCCACUGAUCUGCGACUUCGGGCUGGCGAGGUGGCUGCCGGCGAAGCUGACGCACCUGCAGGUGACGGUGUUCGAGGGCACGUUCGGGUACGUGCCGCCGGAGUACACGACGCACGGCGUGUUCAGCGAGAAGACGGACGUGUUCGCGCUCGGCGUCGUGCUGCUCGAGCUCCUCACCGGCCGCCGCGCCAUCGACGCCGCCAAGCUCAGCCUCGUCUCAUGGGCCAAGCAGUACCUCGACGACGGCGACGAAGACGAGAUGCUCAAGAUGGCCGACCCUGCCCUCGGCGGCCGGUACGACGUCGAGCAGCUCAGGAACAUGGCGUGGGCGGCCAAGCUCUGCGUCCACAGCUCCCCGGACCAUAGGCCGCAGAUGAGCAAGGUCGUCCGGAUACUGGUAGGAGAGGGGACGCAUCCAUGUGCCGAAGGAGGGCAACAUGGGACCCACCAUCUAGGUGAGCUGCAUGAAAUGAACGGCUACGAUGCAGCACCUGGGUACUCGGAUGAUCUAAGCCGCCAUAAGGCUCUCGCCUUCGACUUUGACGGGGAAUCCACACCACGAACAUGCGUUGGUUCUUGAAUUCUAUGCACGGCUUUUUAUUGUGGUUGGGAGGUUUUGUACA
This is a messenger RNA of Setaria italica (foxtail millet), 1522 nucleotides long. Its product is annotated as receptor-like cytosolic serine/threonine-protein kinase RBK2. The transcript is spliced from 4 exons. Gene Ontology annotation, biological process: protein phosphorylation. The record is from RefSeq and is a predicted model, not a curated record. Gene Ontology annotation, molecular function: protein kinase activity; ATP binding. NCBI's taxonomy places the organism in Eukaryota, Viridiplantae, Streptophyta, Magnoliopsida, Poales, Poaceae. Bases 1 to 1479 code for a protein of 492 amino acids.